This is a messenger RNA of Saccoglossus kowalevskii, 348 nucleotides long. Its product is annotated as glutenin, high molecular weight subunit DX5-like. NCBI's taxonomy places the organism in Eukaryota, Metazoa, Hemichordata, Enteropneusta, Harrimaniidae. The record is from RefSeq and is a predicted model, not a curated record.
AUGUUCAUUGGCCAGGGUUUGCAAGAGAUGUUUAUUGCCCAGGGUUUGCAAGAGAUGUUUAUUGGCCAGGGUUUGCAAGAGAUGUUCAUUGGCCAGGGUUUGCAAGAGAUGUUCAUUGGCCAGGGUUUGCAAGAGAUGUUUAUUGGCCAUGGUGUGCAAGAGAUGUUCAUUGGCCAGGGUUUGCAAGAGAUGUUCAUUGGCCAGGGUUUGCAAGAGAUGUUUAUUGGCCAUGGUGUGCAAGAGAUGUUCAUUGGCCAGGGUUUGCAAGAGAUGUUCAUUGGCCAGGGUUUGCAAGAGAUGUUCAUUGCCCAGGGUUUGCAAGAGAUGUUUAUUAACUGGGGAUUGUAA